AAAUCCCCUACUUUUUCGCCUUAGACAGCGCUUAACUACCAUCUGAAAUCUGAGAUAACCGGUGCAAUUAGUGAAAGUAAGAGGCGGCAUGAAUUUUUUAUGCAACUCGUUUUUUAUCGACCAAACAACAGGCCACAGCAGAAGUCACUUGACAUUUAAAACUCCCGCCAAAGUCUGUGCUGUUAACAGUCAACGAAAAAGGUGGCAAUGUUAAUUUAUAGCAACAUCAGCUGUUUACCACAAAAAGCAGUGUGACCAGUCACCCUUGACAAGAGAUUUCGGAAACCCUGUAAUAAGGUCACUCUUUCAGUUGAACCACGAAAAGUGCUUGGAAUUUUUAAAGUUUCUGCUUGAAAUGACCGUCCAAAGUAGCAAACUGCUCCUAAAGCAGAUGCCUUGCAGCCUCGAGGAACUGGCCCAGCUAAUCCAGGAGUGCCGGCUAAUUGUACCGCGCACCCUCAACUCCUACGGCCGCAAAAGAGCGCUCCUGGAGUACGGCGAUGCACACGAGGCGGCAAAGGCGCUGGAGCAGCUGCAAGGAUUGAGUGAGCAGCUGGACAAGCCCCUCAGCAUCAGUGCCUUUGGACCGCGUGCAAAUCCGGCGGCUGGUCAGUCCAACAAGGCCACACAAACCGCCAAGGAAGCAGCAGCAGCCGGAGGCGCUGAAAAAAAGGAUCAGGAGCCGGAAAUCAACAAGUAUGUGCGAAGGCUAUAUGCCUGCAAUAAUCAUUGUGACUUUACGCAACCACCGCCGCCAUAUCUCGGCUACAGUUACCCGCCCAUUAAUCCGGAGAUCCUGGCCAGGAUUGGCCAGCAGCUGCAGGUUAACAAAAGAUUCUACAACCAGGUCUUGCACCUGAUGAAUCGUAUGAACCUGGAGCCACCUUUCCAGAAGCGUUCCUCGAGUGUUUUGCUGAUAAAGAAUCACCAGAAUGUGGCCACUCAAACGGAGGUGGUGCCCAGUGACCCCGAGAGCGAGCUGGAGAGCGAUGAUGAUCAGCAGGAGGAGGCUGGGAAAGCGAAAGCCAAGCGGAAGCGAUUACUGCCUACAGUUGCCACCGAGAAGGUUCUCAAGAGAACGCGCCACAUGCUGCAUCAGGCGGCAGCCCAGCAAGGUGGAAGUCACUCGAAUUCACAGACAGAAACCCCUAAAGCCACCUUCAAGGCAUCCAAAAUAGAACUCAAGCUGCCGGAGACACUAACACCCAUUGCAACCAAGCCGAAGAUACCUGUGACUCACUUCUCCUCCUGCCUAGAGAAGCGACUGACCGCCAACGAGCUCCAGGCCCUGCCCAUCUACAAGAACUACAAACUGGGCGAACCCAGCAACAAGCUCUACAUCAAAAACCUCGACAAAAGCGUGGAUGAGCUGCAGCUAAGGGAACUCUAUUCGAGAUUCACUGCCGCCACCAACUUGGACAUUAAAGUUAUGCAGCAGGGUCGCAUGAAGGGCCAGGCAUUUGUGACCUUCCUGAAUGAGGCCAACGCAUCGGAGGUGAUAGCCCAGGCUCUGAGCGAAACCAAUGGCCUCGUGUGGCACCUCAAACCCAUGAUUGUCUGCUACGGCAAGCAGCAAUAAGUCGGAUUUAAAGAUCAACAAGAACACCAAGCAUUGAUUAGGCAAUUGGGCCUAAUAGACACGAUAUAUGUGGACGGAGCCCGCCCAGAUCCGACCAACGAUCCCG
Molecule: messenger RNA, 1685 nt
Organism: Drosophila serrata
Lineage: Eukaryota; Metazoa; Arthropoda; Insecta; Diptera; Drosophilidae
Product: 3'-5' exonuclease Snipper
Molecular function (GO): nucleic acid binding; 3'-5'-RNA exonuclease activity
Source: RefSeq, a predicted model, not a curated record